Fonsecaea multimorphosa CBS 102226 is the source of this 2280-nucleotide messenger RNA. RefSeq lists its product as uncharacterized. The coding region runs from base 1 to 2280 and encodes 759 amino acids. NCBI's taxonomy places the organism in Eukaryota, Fungi, Ascomycota, Eurotiomycetes, Chaetothyriales, Herpotrichiellaceae. The transcript has a single exon. Gene Ontology annotation, biological process: regulation of DNA-templated transcription; DNA-templated transcription. The record is from RefSeq and is a predicted model, not a curated record. Gene Ontology annotation, molecular function: zinc ion binding; DNA-binding transcription factor activity, RNA polymerase II-specific; DNA binding.
AUGGUUUCUCCGCCUAGUGCGCCGCAGACUCAUGCCGAGCUCAAAGCCCGCCGAAGGCAGCUGCGAAGAGGCACCCACAGCUGCUGGGAAUGCAAGCGGCGGAAGAUGAAAUGCGUCUUCCAGCCAGCCGUGAGCUCCACGGUGUGCUCUGGCUGUAGAAGGAGAGGCUCUCGCUGUCUUAGCCAGGAGUUCCCGGAAGACAGCGAGAUAGACAUGAAUAUGGUUGCGAGGCUGAUUGGCGCUGCUGACGGAGCAGAGACGGUGUCAAGCGUCUCAAGCGCAAACACGUCUCGAUCAGAUAAACCUUUAACACCUGAGUCGAUGAAUUUGGAGCCUGUACAACAGCAGUCAUUCCACAAGACCGACAGCCUCUCUCGAUUCCUGCACGCAUCCUUACCUUCUCGCGAAGAUACCACAAGGAUAUACAACGCCCUGCCUCAACGGCCUGUACUUGCUCAUGAAAUGAUGACAAUGCCGUACACUUGCCUCUCGCUAAACGACAGGAUGCUACCCAGAAACUCGUUCGAAAUCCCCGACCCGAACACGCAUCCGGUUCUGAUUGCGAAGCACAUGCUUCUCCUCGCCAGCCUACUGCAACAUCUUCACCCUGAGGUCCAUGCCGAGAUCAAAGGUCUUUCGGAAAAGCCGCAAGCCAUGUCGGAACGGCUAGCAAAUCUGGCCAUCAACUACGUUACGACUAAAGAUGAAUUGCUUGGUAGCAUGGAAGGCCUGGAGUGUAUUAUGAUGGAGAGCGUAUAUCAUGCGAACCUGGGAAACCUCCGACGAAGCUGGCUAGCAGGUAGAAGAGCUGUUACUGUUGCGCAACUCAUGGGCCUCAACCGCUCGGACAACCGCUCACAGUUCGAAGUGCUUGACACCAGGACGAAAUACGACCCACGCCUUAUAUGGUCUCGGAUUGUGUUCCUGGACCGAUUCCUAUGUCUUAUGCUUGGCCUCCCGCAGGGCUGUACCGAGAAGAACAUGGGCCCUCAGGAGAUCCUGAGAGCUGGUCUUCCUAUGGAACGACUUGAACGGAUACACUGCGUAGUUGCUUCCCGAGUCCUCGAGCGCAACGAACUGGAGCCAAGUGCUCAAGACCUGGAUAUCACUCGAACCCUGGACCUGGAGCUACAGAAAGCCGCUAGGAGCGUCCCCAGCAAGUGGUGGUUGACACCCAAGUUGGACAGUGCAGAAACGGACCCUCGGAGCACGUUUUGGAACACGGGGCGUCUGUUUGCACAAGUAUUGCACUACAACCUUCUCAAUCAGCUUCAUCUACCCUACAUGCUCCGAUCUUCAAUGGUUGAUCGAAAGGACGAAUUCUCCCGAAUAACCUGCGUAAAUGCCUCGCGGGAAAUUCUCACACGUUUCAUCGCCCUUCGCAGCUUCAACGACAUCGCCUCUAGCUGUCGAAUUAUCGACUUCCUCGCCCUGAUGGCUGCUAUAACUUUGUUGCUAGCCCAUCUUGACAGCUACCACUUGGGUGCAGAGAAUCUCCUUGCUCACCAGUAUCAUAGUGAUCGCGCUAUGAUUGAGCAGGUACAAGAGAAUUUCCAAGAAGUCAAGAGUUCAAACUCAGACUCACUUAGCGCCCACAGUGCCGAUCUGCUACAGAGAUUGCUCGCGAUCGACGCUGACAGCACAGCUGGCUUUUCACGAUUUGCCGGAAGGGUGAGCGUCUACAAAGCCGGAACAGAGUCGACUCAGGCAGAAGUCAAUGAUGAUGGCGCUGUAAAUGUUCACAUUCCUUACUUUGGGGUUAUCCGGAUCACCUGCGAGGGCAUGAGCACGAUGCGACCCCAGUCACGACCCGCUACGGGGAGGGCCAAUCGCCCGGCUCAGUCGCAAACGACGGAUAUCCUCAACGAGAACUUUCCGCGAAGCAGCCAUGCGAAUCCUCAAAUGCAGCCACCCAGCUUCGACGGCCUUCGGGGGGCUCCCGAUGCCCAUACCACGGCGAUGGCCUUCACCGAUGACCGUCAUGCCGAUACACCUGUAUUGAUGCCUGAGAUCUAUCCAACGAAUCCAGUGCCACCGGGUGCAUUGUCAAUGUUGACACCUGGGACAGAUCACUCUGGUACACACUUCACACCGCAGCAUAUGGAUGACUUGGCUGAUCCUCUUCUGCGGCAAGAAGGAUACCCUGGACUAGCUGCCGGGACGGAAGACUGGGCGUUCCAGGGUGUCGACUUGGCUUUCUUUAACAACUUGAUGAGAACGACGGGAAACGACGGGAGUGGUAUUGCGGAUUGGUCCAUUUCUGGGGAGCAGGGCAUGUAA